AAAGCCAGGCGUCCUUUGGAAGACCGGUGCUGCAUUAGAAUUAGAAUUCCUUCUGGACAGCAUGUGCUGCAACAGGAAGUCUACCAACGUGUGAGAUGGAACAGCAUAUUCCCAUCUGUUGCUGGCCAGCUGUCCUGUACAUACCCCUCCUUUUCAUGAGAUCAGCCUGACAGCAGUAGUUAUGCUCUUGAGCCAUCACGCAGCUGAGCUGCAAACACGAAUCACAAGGGUCCAGUUGGAGAAGAGACAGAGACCAAAAAAUGCCACCUACAACAGGAGCGCCAGAUUACCCACCCCCUGAUGGAGGCUGGGGAUGGGUUGUGGUCUUUGGGGCUUUUAUCUCCAUUGGAUUUUCCUAUGCCUUCCCCAAAGCCAUCACAGUGUUCUUCAAAGAAAUACAAGAGAUCUUCCACACAUCAUAUAGUGAGAUAGCUUGGAUAUCGUCCAUAAUGUUGGCUGUCAUGUAUGCAGGAGGUCCCAUAAGCAGCAUUUUGGUGAAUAAGUAUGGUAGCCGGCCUGUGAUGAUAGCAGGGGGUAUCCUGUGUUCUUUUGGGAUGAUUGCAUCCUCUUUCUGCAAUAGCGUCCUUGAACUGUACAUAUGUAUCGGUGUGGUUGGAGGUCUGGGUUUAGCAUUCAACUUACAGCCUGCCUUGACCAUGAUUGGCAAGUACUUCUAUAAGAAGCGUCCCAUUGCUAAUGGAUUGGCAAUGGCUGGAAGUCCAGUGUUUCUGAGCACAUUGGCACCUCUCAAUCAAUUCCUCUUUAAUGCUUUUGGCUGGAAAGGAAGCUUUCUUAUUCUGGGAGGACUUCUUUUGAACUGCUGUGUGGCUGGGUCACUGAUGAGACCUGUUGGACCGAAAAAAGUCCCUCCUGUGAAAAAAGAUGUUGAAAAAGGCACAGGAGAUUCUGCUGUGCACAAGAACAACAAGAAGUCUUGUUGGCAAACUAUGAAUAAGUAUCUAGAUCUGUCCCUCUUCAAACACAGAGGGUUUCUGAUAUAUUUGUCAGGAAAUGUCAUUAUGUUUAUUGGUUUCUUUGCUCCAAUAGUAUUCUUGGCUCCUUAUGCCAAGCAUAAGGGAAUUGAUGAAUAUUCUGCUGCUUUUUUGCUCUCUAUCUUAGCCUUUGUAGACAUGUUUGCUAGGCCUUCCAUGGGACUUGUAGCAAACUCCAGGUUUAUCCGGCCAAAGAUUCAGUAUUUUUUUAGUUUUGCUGUCUUGUACAAUGGUGUCUGUCAUAUCUUGUGCCCUCUGGCAAAAAAUUACACUGGCUUGGUGAUAUAUGCUGUAUUUUUUGGGUUUGCAUUUGGAAUGGUUAGCAGCGUUCUUUUUGAGACAUUGAUGGACCUUGUUGGAGCUGCCAGAUUUUCCAGUGCAGUGGGACUUGUCACCAUUGUGGAAUGUUGCCCUGUGCUCAUAGGCCCUCCUCUAGGAGGUUGGUUAGUAGAUGUUACUGGGGAAUAUCAGUACAUGUAUUUUGUCUGCGGAGUGAUUGUGACUGUAGCCAGUAUCUGGUUGUUCAUUGGCAAUGCCAUCAACUACAGGCUUUUGGCAAAAGAAAAGAAGUUAGAAGAUGAGAAGCAGAAAGCACAGAAGAACGCCGACCCAAAGGAAGCAGAACCAUUAACAAACAAUGAGAAUGAAGAUGCUUCCAGCAGAGCUGAUAAAGCUCUUGAAGAUCCAUCAGAAAGAGAAACCAAUAUUUAAUCUGAAAUAUUGCUCAGAAGGCAACAUUUAUGACUUCCAUUAGGAAUAUGUCUUCAAGACACAGGCCAGGUUUUGUGGUAAUAAUGAUCAGUCACAAUAUUGGAUGGGAAGAGAUUUUUUCCCUAUGGCAAGACUCUAAGCUAAAUUACUAUCUACAGCUUAUUUGUUUCAGCGAUACAAAAUUAUGAUUAUAGAGGUAGUGAGUCAAUGCAAAUAAGUCCAUUAAAUUUUGACUCUGGUCAAUCAAGAGUCAGAUAAACCAGGCUAUAAAGCCUUCCAAUGACAGACAGUUUUGUUUCAGAAGUAUAUCUAAUGCAAAAGUAUCUCCUGCUCUUAUUUGGGAAGAUACUUGCAUUCAUCUUUACGAUGUGUUUAAAGUCUGUUGAAAUAAUGUGCUCAAACUGUACUUACCACUAAUAUUAAACACAACAUAAAGUCCAAGAUUUCUUUCAAAAAAGACAUAAUACCUUACCGAAGCACAUUGACACAUUCUUCCCUCUUGUACACCCACUAGAUAAAAAAGAUGUCUGCAUAGGCGGUUAUGGAUAUAAAAGUUAAGUGUAGGAGACAAAUUGGUGGACACACCUCUAAAAUACAAUAAAAAGCUGAUUUAUAACUUAUUCCAGAAGUAGUUUCCUCCAAUGAUAGCUGAUUACAUAGUACUUCAACAUAUACAUUUGAAUUCAAACUAGGUUCACACCUUGCUAAUUCAAACUGUGCUAAAAUCUAAAUCUGCCUGUACAUAAAAGGUUUAAACUCAAGAUUUGCAUUUCUGACAGGAGUGGCCAUCAGUUUGUUUGACUGUGUAUUCCUGUGUAGCUGAAAUAUCUGGAUCAGACUGUGAAGCCAUUUUCCUAAAGGAUCUAGAUUUAUAAUCCGCUGAUGUUAAAAGAAUACUAACCCUUGGCUUUUAAGUGGCCUUUAUAUUCGUGACAAUGACUUCAAAGUAGAUGCUUGGCUUUAUUGACAAGUCAUUAGUUGUUUGAUGGUUUCCUGAGAGAUUUAAGAUCUAACUUCAGAUCUUUGCACACAGGUAGCUUCAUACCAGUUCCCACUUCCUUUUCCCUGGAAUUUAGUGAAAAGUUACUUUUUUUUUUUUUUUGGUAGUGCUGCUUUGAGCAGAAAUGCUGCAAGGCACCUUGACAAAGCCAGUAUGGAAGCUUUCUGUUGACACAUCAGUUUUAUGCAGGAUGUUCAACCUUGUGUCUACAAUUUCACACAGACCGUCAUAUAAAUUAAAAUGGACAAUUCUCCCUAUUCCUUUAGACAAGAGAAAGCAUAAAUUUACAAUUUUACAUUACAGAAAUAAUUUGAAAGUUAAAAGUGCAAGCUUUUGAAGGUAAUAUGAGAAAUUAUUUCUGAUCUGUUUCUAGGUAAGGAAAAGUGCUAUUUAUUUUGGAGGGAUGCUUAUAAAUGCCUCAAAAAAUGUGAAAAUUAAGGGUCUGAUUCAUGAAACAUUUAUGCACUGUUUAUACAGGAUACACCUACACUCAGUUCCAGGAAAAGAAAAUUAUUCAUUUUAGUCUUCUUCUAAAUCUCAAAAAGUUGGAAAUAUAUUGGACAGAGAGAUAACUGUGAUAAACACACUUUGAAGUGCCAAUAACAAAAUUAAAAAAUCAGUAGUAAAAUCUAGUAGAUAUGGGAGGGCUUUUAAAGAAAGUUACUUCUUAAUAUUAUUAUGUUCAAUAUUAUUUCAAUUUCUUUUCUAAAAAUGUUGAUAGUGCUUGCUUCUGUUUUGCUGGUUUAUCAUUUUAUAAAGUUCCACAGUAGUGCUGAAUUUUUUUAUUUUCUCAUCACUGUUUUGGGGAGAAACAUCAUGAGUCUACUUUCAGCAUGGUACAGAAUUUGAUACCUACUUUUUACCUAGUUAUAUUCAGGAAAACAAAAUUUCUCCAAUAAAUCCUGUAAAUUUUCAGGAGCAUCAGAAACAAAAUAUGUGCAUUUCAGAGUUUUGGGAGAAAACACGGGUUGCAUGUUCAGAUUUGAGCCAUGUAUUGUGUAAAGGGGAAUGAUUCAGUCCCAGUAAAAUUGCAGUUCCUCUCACAAACCCCAGCUUCAGAGAGGAAGUAAAUACGUCGCGCCUCACUCUGAACCUUAGCCUUGCCAGCACCCCAUGACAUGAAAGCAUUGCUCUCUUUUUGGCUAUACAAACAUACUGAGUGAACUCCAGGAUCUGUGAAGGCCUUGUGUGCCCAUAGCCAGAAAGUGUUGAGCUUCAUGGGCGCUAAGCUUUAAUGCAGUGAGGAUUAUCAGUUAUAAAUACUUGUGAAAGAUGAACUGAAAUUUUAGCUGAGGAGUAGUCACCAGGAAUAUCACUCUGCUCUUGACAGCCAUUGAUAGAAAGGCAGAGAUUAUUUGAAAAGUGAUUAAUACAGGAGCUGAACCAAAAUGUCUGAGGUAAAAUUGUUGGUGCUUAUUAUCUCUUUGCAAAAAAAGCAGCAUGAUUAGGAAUACAGCAGGGUAGAAGACAAAAAGUGUCAACUUUUGACUGAAGGCUGCUUAAUGUUGCUGUUGAGUAAAUAAAGGAUUCAGGAAAAUGAUGAUAAAAAAAAGUCUCUCAGGAAAUAUGCAGGCAACUUUCCUCUUCUGUGCAGGAUCUCAGAAUACAAAACAACACGGCAUAGGAAAUAAGGGAUAACCAAAGUUCCUCGAGCCAUAGACACACCUGACCACCAGUAACAAAAAUUAUGUUACUAUCUCAGAGGAAAUAAAAAUCUCCAUAAACACUCUACAGAGAUGCUACUCUUUCAUCUCUGGUCAAUUGUGUUAAAAGCUAAUAGGAGUGCAAGAGCUGCUUUACCACCACUCACCAAUGUGCAGUUUUUAAUCCCUUAAGGCAAAAUGAUGUGGCAGGCAACUAGAGCAAUAGAAAGUAGGAAGAGUCAAGUUAAACAUUUCCUCACACCUCUUUCAUUACUCUUUCUCUUAGUAAUAGCAACAAAAUAAAACUCAUCAGCAUACUCUUGAUACUAUUUAAUAUAAAAGAAGUUAAAACCAAGAGAUAAGUGAAAAAAAUUGGAACCAUAUCUAUGCAAAAACUGCCUGGAAUUAAAAACCUGUGUCUUCCAAAUAAGAGGUCCUAAAGGGGAAAUUGCCUAGUAUAGGUAGCUCUUAUUUCUAAAAGUAAUGUUAAUAGUAAAUUGCCUUGAAUCAACUUUAUUCUGAGCACCAAAGUAGCAAAAUUAGUAUAUCUUGCCUAUAAACUACUGAAUAUCACUCCUACUUGCACUGACCUCUAAUUUGUACUGUAAAUCAUCUCAUCAUCACAUUUCUGCUUUUGAGAUUAUGCCUGGGUAUAUACAUAAUCUCUCUAAAUUGUUCUGGUUUCUCUUAAUUACCUCACCUUCAGUUCGAACUACAGGACUAAGACAUUCCCCUGAUGAAGAAAUGUACUCAAACUUCCUGACACAUGCAUAUCUUAUGCAGUCUAAGAAUCUGUAGUCUCAGUCAGUGCAAGCAAAUCCUUAAUUGGUCUUAUUCUCAUUUAUGCUCAUGUAUACUUCAUUAUUUUAAUAUCUCUGCCACAGUAUUGCUAAGCUUGAUUACCCUUUUUCUCUUCUGGAAAAGGCAAUGCCAAACUUUUAAAACUAGUAGGAAGGUAGAUAGCAUCAAUUAGAUUUUCCCCAAUUUAAUAUCAGGGUUAGAUUUCAAGUUGUUUUAAAGUACACAUCCAGAUGCUUGGGUUUUUCAUGUCAUACACUCUUAGCUGGAGAAUUCUUCUGUAUUGCCCUUUCCAACACCAUUGAAAGACUCCCCCCUAAUAAUUCUCAGUACUAUUUCAGAAACAAUUUCACCCCCCCCCCCCCAUCUCUCCCCAUUCAACUGUGGUUGCAAUUUUUGUUAGUUCUGUAUUUCCAUGAUGUUCAGAAAAGCAUUUUUUUUUUAUAUGAAAGACUACAAUGCUAUAAUUUCAGGAGUGUGUUUUGUGAACUGUUUAGACAGAGCUAGGGAAAAUCUUACUUCAUCUUCAAAUAGAUUUUUUAAGUGACACUGUCCUUAUUGAGAGGAAGUUCAGCUUUACUUACUGCUGAAGUGAAUGGCAGCAAUUUCAGUCAUAUUGAUUCAAAAUUCACAUGAAUUUUAAUGGUCUUAUUGCAUAUCAGCAUCCACUGUGCUUAAAAAACAUUUGGCAAUGUGUACAUGAUUGUUCCCCCUAGAGAAUUCUCAUUCCUUUUCAAUGUUCCCACCUCUCCACCACCCCCUACUUCAUUUUGAUGUAACAUAAAAAAUUUGGAGUGAGUAUGUAGUGACUUAUCUUUAAUUCUUUCUUCUGGUUUUUCAUGAAAUGAGACAUUUGCCAUGUUGCCAAACACAGCAUUUUUCACUUGCUUCUUUCAUAUCUAGUUGUGAAUAUUAGUGGAGAGAUAUUACUGGGAUAUGUAAGUUACAGAUACCACAUGCAGCCAGAUUUUGGACUGCUAUCAGUAUUUCACUAAACAAAGCCAGUCACCACUUUGAUAGAUGAACAUGCUAUACAUGACACUGACAAUUUUGCCUAUAACAAAAUUGAAUAAGGCUUUUUUUGUUCAUUUCUCUAUAGAUGACUAUUUUUCUACACACAGAGAGGAAUAUAAAGGGAAUUUUAAAAUAAUUAUUUUCAGAGAUGGCUUGCCAGUUUUAACAAGGUUGUUUGGAUUUUGGGGGGGGUGGGUGUACUUCUGAUAUUUGUGCAAAUAUAUAUAUAAUGAAAGUGCUUGCAUAUACUGUCACAUUUUUGGUCAGAAUUUGCAUAAGCAUUGCUGUGUGAUUUCAACAUAAUUUGCAUGUUGUACUUUUGCAGUUCAAAUUUUUCUUGUCUACCUCUCAGUUGAAGUUUGGAGACUUGCACAACCCUGAAAGAAUAGUUAACAAAAUGCAUAAUGGUAAUACCUGUACAGACUAAUAGAAAGUCUCCCAGAUAUUUAAAGCUGCUUACACUGCUGUUUUCAAGACAGUGCAUCUAUGACCAUGUCUUUGUAUCAGUUGCCGUAUCUUUAUUCUUAACCCAUUAACUGUGAAGUUUUUGCAUCACUGAUGUGGUGUAAAAACUCAGCGUGUCAUUUAGGUAUACAUUCUAUUGAUCUUUUUGUGAGAUGCUGGCCAGCUUUUCUUUUUUGUUUUCUUACCAUUUCUGAGUUAGGGAAAUUAACAAAGCUAACAUAUCCAAACAGUUUUUGAAAUUAUUACAGAAAAUUUUGCAUUUUGCAUCCCUGAAAAGAAAUCGUGUUUCUGAUUUAGAAAUAACAGCAGAUUUUAGUUUGCUUUUCUUUAUAUGUGGCAGUUGAAGGAAGUAGUCACAAAAUAUUAGACUGGGGCCAAGGAAUGAUGAUUAUUCUUCAUAUUCUCUUUACAAAACAAGAGAUGAUUGUUCCUUCAAAGAUAUUCUUCAAACCAUUCUUGCCUUCUAGGACAUUGUACAAAGUCCACUAAAGCCAACAUAAAAAUACCAGUCAACAAGCUUUAUCAGACAUUGGAUGUGAUGUGGCUUCAGUGCUGAUCUCAGCCUUAUUUUCUCCAUUCCAGAUCUCAGGACUGUCCGAUAUAACACAGCAAAUGCAGGAUUUGUUACAACUGGCAAAUUUGCUGUGCCUGCAUAAUAUUCCUAAUGAAUCAGUCCCUAAAUUAACGCACAAUAUGUAUUAUUUUAAUAGUAUAUGUAAAUAGAUUAAAAAAAAAAAAAAAAAAUCCCACCAUACACUCUGAAUGUAGAUUAUAAAAUACAGAGGAUAUAUUUAAAUAAAUAUCCAAACAAGUCUGUUAAUCCCAAAGGAAAUUAUCUAUUUCCUUUCAAGCCUUCUUUGAGCAGUUUAUAACUUUCAUUUUUCUUAUUUCCAGAGAAAAUGGUUUAUGUCUUCUGUGAAUGUAUAUAUGGACAUAUAUAAGGGAAUAUAUAUGCAGAUGUGGUAUGUGUGUAUAUAUGUAUUCCCCUAUAUAUAAAACUCUAAUUUAUAUAUAUUAUAUAUAUUUAUGUAUAUAUAAAAUAUAUAUAAUGUUUUAGAGUAAGUUGCAUAUUGUGCCUGAUAAAUAAAACAUAAUUGUAAGCAAAUAAAAAACUUCCAGAAAUGACAUAAAAUUUUGAAGCUUUUCUGUAAGAGCAUAUGCUAUUUUGCAGUUUCUACUAGAUUUAUUUAUUUAUAGUAGAAAUUCAUUCAAAAAGCUGCAGUAUUACAUAACACUAGUUUCCAACCAUGAGUCAGUUCAAAGCAGCCUAAGAUCACUGAGAAUGUUCAUUGAGAGAUAUGGCAAAACCUACAUUGUUGGUGAAUUUGUUGGUGGGGUGUCAUUGCUGUGGAAAUAUUAGCUAAAUGAUCUCUGAACAGACUGCAACCAAUAUACUGAGUUUUCAUCUAAUGUGAUACGUAUGACCUGUUCAUCCAAAGUGUUGGUGGACAAUAUUCUUGUAACAAGUACGGAAAGUGAGAAUACUCAAGAGCCUGCUAAGAAUAUUCCUGUUAGAUUAGUAUGUGGAAUUCUCUGGAACACUAGUCAAUAAAAACACUGACAAUGUAUCAUA
Molecule: messenger RNA, 8196 nt
Organism: Hirundo rustica (Barn swallow)
Lineage: Eukaryota; Metazoa; Chordata; Aves; Passeriformes; Hirundinidae
Gene: SLC16A7
Product: solute carrier family 16 member 7
Exons: 5
Coding region: 261-1703 (480 amino acids)
Biological process (GO): monocarboxylic acid transport; transmembrane transport
Cellular component (GO): membrane
Molecular function (GO): monocarboxylic acid transmembrane transporter activity
Source: RefSeq, a predicted model, not a curated record